CUGUUUGCAGAUGCGGAGUUCAAGGCAUUCAACCAGCAAGCAACAGCAUAUAAUGAAGACUAUGGCACAACUUCGCGCCGUGAUUCGUCUCGCAGAGCCCUGAACUUCGCUGCGCCAACCGCCGAAAGAAGUAGUGCGAUCGAACAGAGUUCGCCAAGAAUUGGAGCAGCGUUCACUCCUGCUUGUCCUCUGGUCGACUGCACCUUCGAUGAUAAUGUAGGCAUACAUAUACUUAGUGUUUUUAAAACAUUCUGCAACUAUGUGACCAGCGCGACUACACUCAGUUCCGCUGUUAAUGGAUCACUCAAAGAUUGGCAGAUUUCGAGCGAUGCAAUUCUAAAUUCACUUACUGGAAUUCCUUAUGAUCUUUCCAAAACUGGCUCUUAUAUCUACGCUGGAGGCACCUCAGUUUCAUUUCUCGACACCUACAUUUUAUCAACCAAGCUGCCAUUCGAAAUAAAGGAACCCUCUCGUCUUGACUUUUUCGUCUACCAAGCAGGGAUCAAAGGGAGACUGCAAGUAUGUAUAAACACGAUCAACGAAUGUGCCCUCAAUAUCAAAGGUGGAACAAUUGAUGUAAAGGCUCGGAGAUGGAAAAACUAUCAUAUACCGCUAACAUCAAGCACGCAUGUUGUCCACUUCGUCGUAGACGGUUUGCAGGACAAUUACGCAAUUGGACUAGAUCACAUUCAACUUUUGAAUAAAUAUGGCAUGGCAGCCCAGCCGUGCAAAUAG
Molecule: messenger RNA, 735 nt
Organism: Strongylus vulgaris
Lineage: Eukaryota; Metazoa; Nematoda; Chromadorea; Rhabditida; Strongylidae
Source: the annotation of a GenBank genome assembly